AUGCUUUUGCCUACUCUCCUCGCCUUCACGGCGCUCGCUGAAGCGGUGCCCCAAUUCGGGGGUGCCGGUGGCCUCACUAUGCUGCGAUUUGGAUGCACUCAAGUCGUUAUCGAUCGACUUGACCCUCUUGUCAACCCAGGCCAAGUUCCUUCACCCCACGUCCAUCAGAUUGUGGGAGGAAAUGCCUUUAACGCUUCAAUGGCGUCAACCGAUGUCUCGUCAAGAGCUACUUGCACCACCUGCGAAUUCGCUGACAAUUUCUCCAACUACUGGACGGCGAACAUGUACUUCAAGGCCCGAAACGGCACCUUCAAGCGUAUUCCUCAAGGCAGUGCUGCGCUACAAUUUAACGACAAGUUCAGCAACCAAAUUGGAGGCGGUACACUUGUAUACUACGUCUCGGCCCAGCCGGGCCAGAUUACUGCUUUCAAGCCAGGGUUCCGCAUGCUCGUUGGUGACCCUCUCAUGCGUAGCAGACCAGACAAGAAACUGAAGAAGCAAAUCUGCUACCGUUGCUACACGGGACCAAACUUCGGAGGCGAUAACGCCGCCCCUUGUGCAGACAACACACUCGACACUGAGGCUUUCCCCACCAAACCCUGCCUCGGUGGCAUCCGUUCUAAUAUCCAUUUCCCCACCUGCUGGGAUGGCAAGAAUCUUGACAGCCCAAAUCACCAGGACCAUGUUGCCUAUCCUACGACGGGUCCCGCUGAUUUCCUAAGCUUGGGAGGCGCCUGUCCAUCGACCCACCCAGUUAGAAUCCCACAGAUCAUGUUAGAGGUUGUCUGGGAUACUACCAAAUUUAACGACAAGUCGCAAUGGCCCGCGGAUGGAAGCCAGCCUUUCGUUCUCAGCACAGGAGAUCCGACCGGAUUAGGCCAACAUGCCGAUUACGUUUUUGGAUGGAAGGGUGACGCCCUUCAAAAGGCCAUGGAUACCUCCGGCUGCUUUGGUGCUUCGUGUGCAAACCUCAAGUCACAGGUUAUCGACACUGCGAAGAGCUGUGCUGUGAAGCCCGUUGUUCAAGAGAACGUUGAAGGAUGGCUCGAUAAGCUUCCAGGAAUGGAUAUGCCAAUGUGA
This is a messenger RNA of Venustampulla echinocandica, 1080 nucleotides long. RefSeq lists its product as uncharacterized. The transcript is spliced from 6 exons. The record is from RefSeq and is a predicted model, not a curated record. NCBI's taxonomy places the organism in Eukaryota, Fungi, Ascomycota, Leotiomycetes, Helotiales, Pleuroascaceae. Bases 1 to 1080 code for a protein of 359 amino acids.